AGCAGCGAAGGCAGCACAGCACAGCCUGCCGAGCAGCACCACACGCUGUGCCCACCUGCGCCAGGAUGCCCGAGGCCAUGCUGCCCGCCUGCUUCCUCGGCCUGCUGGCCGUCACCUCUGCCUGCUACUUCCAGAACUGCCCGAGGGGCGGCAAGAGGGCCAUGUCCGACCUGGAGCUGAGACAGUGCCUCCCCUGCGGCCCCGGGGGCAAGGGGCGCUGCUUCGGGCCCAGCAUCUGCUGCGGGGAGGAGCUCGGCUGCUUCGUGGGCACCGCCGAGGCGCUGCGCUGCCGGGAGGAGACCUACCUGCCGUCGCCCUGCCAGUCGGGCCACAGGCCCUGCGGGAGCGGGGGCCGCUGCGCCGCCGACGGCAUCUGCUGCGACGAAGAGAGCUGCGUGACGGAGCCCGAGUGCCGGGAGGGCGCGGGCCUCCCCCGCCGCGUCCGCGCCAACGAGCGGAGCAACGCGACCCAGCUGGACGGGCCGGCCGGGGCCCUGCUGCUGCGGCUGGUGCAGCUGGCGGGGGCGCCCGAGCCCGCCCCGCCCGGCGUCUACUGAGCCCCCACGCCCUCCCGCCCGCCCUCGGAGCACGGAAAAUAAACCUUUUA
Messenger RNA from Myotis myotis, 607 nucleotides. It is a transcript of the gene AVP, whose product is annotated as arginine vasopressin. The transcript has 3 exons. The coding region runs from base 66 to 557 and encodes 163 amino acids. The record is from RefSeq and is a predicted model, not a curated record. Gene Ontology annotation, cellular component: extracellular region; secretory granule. Lineage: Eukaryota; Metazoa; Chordata; Mammalia; Chiroptera; Vespertilionidae. Gene Ontology annotation, molecular function: neurohypophyseal hormone activity.